Rhodamnia argentea is the source of this 810-nucleotide messenger RNA. RefSeq names its product HVA22-like protein e. The record is from RefSeq and is a predicted model, not a curated record. Lineage: Eukaryota; Viridiplantae; Streptophyta; Magnoliopsida; Myrtales; Myrtaceae. Bases 236 to 589 code for a protein of 117 amino acids. The transcript is spliced from 4 exons.
AGGCUUGAGGCCUGAGAAAAGAACAAAGGCAUGGUUUGUCGUCUGUCCAAGAAGACGUGAUGCAUGCAUGCGCUAAUAUACCUUGGCGGGCUACUUUUGUUCCCUCGAUUAAGGCAGAAUCCGAUGCCAAUCUCUCCCGCUAUAUAUGCGUAACUAUAUCACCACAUCUCUGUCCUCCUCCUAACUUUCUUAGACCACGAAAUCGGCCGAGGAACGAAAGAAGAGAGAGUACAUAAUGGGUCAGUUGUGGACAUCGUACCAAAACUUCCGCGCCCUCGCCGGACCGGUACUCAUGCUGCUGUAUCCUUUACAAGCAUCGAUAAUGGCCAUAGAGAGCAGACCGAUGAAUGCGGAAGAGAAUGAGCAAUGGCUCGCUUACUGGAUCCUGUACUCGUUUCUCACCCUCAUGGAGAUGUUAUUCCAACCCCUUUUGCAAUGGAUCCCGAUAUGGUAUGAUGCGAAGCUGCUGUUCGUGAUGUGGCUGGUCUCUCCCAACUGCCAAGGGGCCGCUUUUCUUUACGACAAGAUCGUGAGAGGGCACAUCCUCAAGAAACUCGAACAUAUCACGGACCGAUACAAGUCCCAGUGAUGCUAUUUCGUCUGUCAAUACAUCUCUCCCCCUCUCUGAUCCAAAGUAAUUAAUGAUGUUCUUCGUCACGAUUUGCCAAGAAACUUAUCAAAAAACGAAAAAGGUUUAGCUCUGAUAUACUGAAGACCGAUAUGGAUAAUCAAAAGUAGACAUAUGCAGGGCUCCUCUAUGUACAUUUCUUCUGGCUCCCAUCAUUUGAAGAAUUUAAAGGGCUAGUGUAU